Molecule: messenger RNA, 876 nt
Organism: Ipomoea triloba (trilobed morning glory)
Lineage: Eukaryota; Viridiplantae; Streptophyta; Magnoliopsida; Solanales; Convolvulaceae
Product: protein RKD1-like
Exons: 3
Coding region: 1-876 (291 amino acids)
Molecular function (GO): DNA-binding transcription factor activity
Source: RefSeq, a predicted model, not a curated record
AUGGCAAAUCAUGUUUCCUCCUCCUCUGCAUUCACUAAUCAACUUGGCUACCCUUCCUCAGAUGCUUCAGAAUAUCCGUUUUGGGAUGCACAAUGUGAACAAUUCUCAUUGACUUAUUUCAGUGCAAAAAAUAAUGAUGAACCCUUGCUAAACAUGGACUUUGAUCCAUUUUGGAACUUUGAACGUAAUCUGGAACGUCUAAUCGAGGCCACCGCCUUGAAUCCACUAGGUAUGGAUGAGGUUCUUCUUCCCUCUGCAAGUGUUAUACCUAUACAAUGGGAUAUCACCCCGACUUCGAACGCCGUAGCUGUUAACCAGGACACAAGUACUGGUACAAAGGAGAGCAUGAUAGAGAAAAUAGUGCGUAGACAGUCCAAGAGGACGCAAAAAACUUUUCGUGAUCCUUCAACAAUAAGCAAGGCAAUGCUUUCUAAUUAUUUCCAUAUGCCCAUUUAUAAAGCCGCUAAGGAACUAAGAGUUGAGUACAGAAUCUUGAAAAGAAGGUGUGAGGAAUUAGGAAUCUUCAGAUGGCCUCAUCGACAAUUAGUCAGCUUACAAAAAUUAUCCGAAAAUGUUAAGGAAUUGGGUAGCAUUGAAGAUGACCCUGAACUGAGAGAAGUACUCAAAGAAAUAAAAGAUAGAAGAGAAAUGAUGCUAACAAAUCCACAUUUGAAAUUGCAUCCAGCCGAAAUAAAGCUUAGAGAUGCAUGUACCAGAAAGAAAAGGCAUAGAGAAAUGAUGAGUUUUAUUUCUCCUUGUACCCUUCCUGUUCCUUCAUUUGUGGUUGAUCAUAUUCUUCCUUUAACUGUGGAUCCACCUUCACGAGCGAUGGAAGAAAAUGAAUCGUUUCAGCUUUUGCUUGAUGGCUUCCAAUAA